Messenger RNA from Thelazia callipaeda (thelaziosis nematode), 954 nucleotides. The record is from the annotation of a GenBank genome assembly. NCBI's taxonomy places the organism in Eukaryota, Metazoa, Nematoda, Chromadorea, Rhabditida, Thelaziidae.
AUGUGUCGACGGAUUUCGGACCUAAUGCCCGUUCUUAUUCAAGCAUCUCAAACAACUGUUUCCACAUGUCAGGAAAUAUUUUCUGACCGUAGAUGGAAUUGUUCUUCAGUACUUCGAGCACCAAAUUUCAAAUUUGAUUUAACAAAAGGCACCAGGGAGCAAGCAUUUGUAUAUGCUCUAUCAUCUGCAGCCAUAACUCAUCAUGUGGCCAAAGCCUGUGUUUCUGGUGAUUUACCUUACUGUCCUUGUGGCCUAAAUUCACCUGCAACAUCCGCUGAUGCUACUUAUAAAUGGAAAGGUUGUAGUGAUAAUGUAUUAUACGGACAACGUGUGAGCCGAGAAUGGGCUGAUGCUUCAUGGCGUAGAAAAUGGCGCCGUCCUGGAAAUGGGAGCACUUAUAGCAAAAGAAAUCAUCCGGAAUUACUCGAUGAUUGGGUUUACAUCAAUGGAGAUAUCUCAGAUCGCAAAUCCGGAGCUGAUCUUCCUCCUCGAGCAAGAAUGAAUGAGCAUAACAACGAAGUUGGUCGCCAGAUAACGCAAGAAAGUUUGUACCGUAAGUGUAAAUGCCACGGAGUGUCAAGUAGUUGUAACGUAAGAACAUGCUGGAAUACAUUGCCAGAUGUUCAUGUUAUAGCACUAAAACUACGCGAACGAUAUUCAGAAGCAUCACCAUUGUCAGAAUUGUUAGCUGAAUCUGAAUAUUCUGAUAAAGCCAUGCAAGGCGAAUUAUCAAAGCAGCAUUUGGUUUUUCUUCGAAGUUCUCCCGAUUACUGUGUAGAAGACAGUAGAACAGGCUCUUAUGGAACAAUAAUGAGCUCAGUGGCAGAGCAUUCGACUGCAGAUCGAGAGGUCCCUGGUUCAAAUCCGGGUGCUCCCUUUUUCCGACUGCCAUACUCCAAUACAAUAGCAACACCAGAAAUAUUUCAAAUGUCUACUGCAAAGUUUUGGAUAUGA